Molecule: messenger RNA, 723 nt
Organism: Lathyrus sativus (Indian pea)
Lineage: Eukaryota; Viridiplantae; Streptophyta; Magnoliopsida; Fabales; Fabaceae
Source: the annotation of a GenBank genome assembly
AUGGCUUCUAGAUCGUCUGGUCGCGGUAACCCCGAUUCUAAAGGCUUUGAUUUUGCUUCUGAUGACAUCUUAUGCUCCUACGAAGACUUUUCCAACAGGGAUUCCAAUUCCAAUGGCAAUCACAACGAUUCUAUAAUCGCCCCUACUUCAACCACAGAUUUUCACAAAUCAAGGGUAGCAAGGACAUCUGUUUUUCCUGUUACUGCCUAUAAUCCACUUGAAGAUUCUUUAAGCCAAGAUGUGAUUGCAACUGUAGAGAAGAGUAUGAAGAAAUAUGCUGACAACCUCAUGCGAUUUCUCGAGGGAAUUAGUUCAAGGCUCUCACAGUUGGAGUUAUAUUGCUACAAUCUUGACAAAUCUAUUGGAGAAAUGAGAUCUGAUUUAAAUCGCAACCACAGGGAGAAAGAUUUAAAGCUCAAAUAUCUUGAAAAUCAUCUUCAGGAAGUUCACCGGUCAGUACAAAUUUUAAGAGACAAGCAAGAGUUAGCUGAGACUAAAAAAGAACUAGCCAAGCUUCAACCUGCUCAGAAGGAAUCUCCUUCCUCAAGCCAUUCACAGUCCAAUGAGGACAGAUCACCUUCUGCAGAUCCUAAAAAAACUGAUAAUGCAUCUGAUGCGAACAACCAUCAGUUAGCUCUUGCCCUUCCUCAUCAAAGUACUCCUCAGCAGCAGCCUGCAGGAUCCCCAUCCCAAGUUCCUUCGCAUCAAAUUAUGAAGAUAUGA